AUGGCCAUCCAGGCAGUUUCAAAGAUGGCAGGGUGCAGUGAAACAGCUGCCAAAAGUCAAUUCUUUUUUAUUGAUAAAGAUGCAUGCUUUCACAUAUUUACUAGCUUUGGUCUUGUCACAACUGAUAGGAAUAAUCUAGAUCCAGCUGCAGCUCCAUUUGCUAAAAACCCAAGAGACCUAGAAGGGCUCACUGAGGGUGCUAGUAUAAUUGAAGUGGUGAAGAAGGUUAGACCACAUGUUCUCCUUCGUUUGUCUGGGGUUGGUGGCAUUUUCAAUGAGCUGACUGCUAUUGAUGCUUUUAAGCAUGCCGGAGGAGAUAUUGUAUUUGGAAGUGGAAGCCCUUUCGAAAAUGUAGAUCUUGGUAAUGGAAAAGUGGGUCAUGUAAAUCAGGCCAACAACAUGUAUCUGUUCCUAGGAAUCGGUCUAGGAUCAUUUUUGUCAGGUCCUCGGCUAAUAACAGAUGGAAUGUUGCAGGCUACUGCUGAAUGGUAUGCACAUGUUGAUGUGGACUACUUUUAUUAG
Messenger RNA from Arachis stenosperma, 522 nucleotides. Its product is annotated as NAD-dependent malic enzyme 2, mitochondrial-like. The coding region runs from base 1 to 522 and encodes 173 amino acids. Gene Ontology annotation, biological process: pyruvate metabolic process; malate metabolic process. Gene Ontology annotation, molecular function: NAD binding; malate dehydrogenase (decarboxylating) (NAD+) activity. The record is from RefSeq and is a predicted model, not a curated record. The transcript has 6 exons. Lineage: Eukaryota; Viridiplantae; Streptophyta; Magnoliopsida; Fabales; Fabaceae. Gene Ontology annotation, cellular component: mitochondrion.